Messenger RNA from Cotesia congregata, 3753 nucleotides. NCBI's taxonomy places the organism in Eukaryota, Metazoa, Arthropoda, Insecta, Hymenoptera, Braconidae. The record is from the annotation of a GenBank genome assembly.
AUGUUUCCUCGGACCCCAGUAAUACGUCCGUCUGCACCCGUAACUAGUAUAUCAAACGUGAUUGAACAAAAUAAUCUUGACCCUUUAUAUCCGAUACUAUCUCCUCCUACAAAUGAUGACUUAUUACAUCCGGAAAAUUCCCAAAGUCGCGUCAUGAACAGUACCGCUAACCCAGCAGUUGACCCCGGCAACGUUUCCACAGCCCACGUAAGUGGUAUUCAACCUUUAGCUGAAUCUGAAUCGGCAAACAGUUCUACACAAGUAUUGCAGGGAGUUAUUCAACAGCUCCGCGCUGAAAUUCAAGCCAUGCGAGCAGCGCAACAAGGCUUGCCACCAACAUGUACAAGUACCACGUCACAUACAAACACCAUCCCGCUAAAUAGCAAUGUUCCUCCUGUAGAUUCAUUCGGGAAUAAUUUAACUUUUUACCCCCGUGAAUUGUUUCCAGUGUCGAACAUGCAACCAACACCUCAGCCCCCUCCACCGGGUAUACCACCAUACUUCUAUCCCCCGCCUCAGGCGCUCAACGGAGCUGCGAGUUUACCGUACGCGCCGCCACCAGUUCCACUACCACGACCAACAUUACCUCCACAGAGUACAGUCCCACCGGCACAGACUAUGUCAGCCCCUCCGCCGGGGCCACCGGUAUACUUCUAUACCCCGGUCCCACACGUACUGCAACAAAACACGUUACCGUACCAACACACUUACAUCGCUCCUAGACACUCUACAGCGCCUGUCCCCACACAGUCGUGGCAGAGCACUAACACAACGCUACGACUCAACGAUAUAUGCCGUACAGCCAAGUCUUGGAAUAUUACUUUUCCACCACGUGAUGCGUCAGUCAAAUUAGAUGCAAAGAAAUUCCUCACAGUAAUGGAACAACGCAUGGACAGUAAUGACAUCCCUAUUGACCACUUCAGAUCAGUAAUUACUACCACCUUAACUGGCCAUAUUUUAGAAUGGUAUUACCAAAAUGAACAUUUAUUUAUUAAUUGGCAAACUUUCAAAGAACAUUUCAAAAUUUGGCAAACACAUCAUUCAGACGAGGCACUGUUACAAGAGAUUUUCUCUUUACAGCAGGGUGAUGAAGAGUUAGGAAUAUCUUUUAUCAAUCGCAUGCAGUGUUCUUUUGCUCAAUUAGAGGAACCCCUUCCGGAAAAUAGACAAGUUCGGAUCAUAAUUCAAAAAUUUAAUUUUCAGUUCUUAUCUAAAUUUGCUGAAGAGCCCAUUAACACCUAUUCCCUAUUAUAUAAGCGCGUUAGUGCAUGGCAAUCGGUAAUAGAUGCAGGACGACGUAAUCGGACUGAACUAACAGCUAAUAAUAAAUCAAAAAAUCAGUCCAGUAAUAAUAGUUCGAAACCACGUACUAAGAUAAACGCCGUUACCGACUCAGACCCACUGAUUCGAGAUAAUCCCGAUACAGUCACGAAAAAUGACGAACGGACCAUACUUGAUGCUAUUACUGGUCCACCAAACCCUCAUUUUUCUCCAAAAAAGGAUUCUGCUAACCCUUCUACACUUACGACUGCAGAUCUACAAGCUAUAGUGCAACCGCAAGGUUAUAUAGGAACCCGACCACCUACUCAACCUUGGACCAUUAUUUCCAUUGAUACGAUCGGCCCUUAUACAAAAUCCUCCUCAGGUCACCAAUAUGCUCUAGUGAUUGAAGAUAUUUAUACUCGUUACCUCGAAAUCUUCCCUCUUAGACAACAGACAGGUAAAGAAAUCGUGAAACAUUUACGCAACGCACUCUGUCACUGGGGACCCGUACGUCAAAUCAUUUCUGACAACGCUCUUUGGAAAGCUCGUAUCGACCGCAUGGACGAACUACGACAUUUUGUUGAACGUUACAUGCUUAAAGCUCGGGAACGUACCCGUAAACAGCAUGAGAAACGAUUCUCAACUCAAUUAAUUGACCUAAAAAUUGGAGAUCAGGUAUAUUAUCUAAACAAACGCCUUAGUAAGAAAGUUGAUGGUUAUAGUGCCAAGUUAGCACCCAAAUAUGCAGGUCCAGCAGUAAUAACUGAAAUUGUAAGUCCAUUAGUUGUUAAAUUAGCAGAUUCAGCGGGUAAUAGCCUCGGCACACACUAUCUUAACGAUUUAAAAUUACCUCGUAGGUCUAAAAGACAUCCAUUGUCACAGAUUACUUCUGAGAAUACGUCAAUCAUGUCAUUGAGCGUAACACCAGAGUCUUUAAAUCGGGAAUCACUGAUUUCUGGUUCGUCGACUGAGACUCUCUACAAUAAUAAAACAUCAUCUCACACACACACACCUCAUUCAUUUCCAUCAUUAUCACUGCCCCCAACAACAACGUCAACGAAGAUUCAAACAUCAGAGAUCAUCACCCAACUCGACUUCAGCUUGAUACCCAAGCCAGCAGCAGUCAAGUUCGAUGCCAGUAAUGUUAUCCAAAAACCGAAAGAAACUAAUUCAGUUAACAGUAAAGUCAAUUUCAGGACUGAAACUUCACCAUCACCGAUAACUGAACCAGAGAAACUUUCCACAUUGUACUCAAGAUUUGAGGAACCUGCAGCUCAACCACCAAUAUGGGUUAGCGAACUUCUAGAUAGUAUCAACGAGCUUCACACAGAAACUCGUGAGAACACCGUGGAGAUCCAGAGCCUCCAAAAGAAUAUCCAGACAGUAGAGAAGCAUCUAUCCUCCCUACAGCACCAACAACUGGCUAAUCUAUCCAGUUACGUGCGAGAAGUAACCCAUAGUGUUGACACCAUCAAUCACCGAUUCGAUGUUAUCGAGCCUAAGAUGCAACUAAUAGAUCAGGAACCUCAGCCAAUCGCCGAGCCGGUUGCUGCAAAGUUUCCAGAGCAAGUACCUGAACACCAGCCUACGAUCUACGACGCUGGAAGUACUCCAAAUAAUAAGGCGGUGACACCAGUAUUGGCUAGCCAACUGGCAUCCGCCUGUGGACCCAACGCAAGGCUGAAAAUUCGACGUGAAACAUCAAAACCAUCUCCAAAAGGCGCUAAGUUUCCACCAUCCCCAUUUCUGACUCACCUGGCAGCACGGGGAGAGCUCCCAGCUGAGCAAGUCCGCGCUCAUGUAGCCACUGGGGCCAUCAAGGAAACAACGCCAGUGAAGCCGGUUAUGAUAACGUAUGCAACAACGUUACCGUACUCGCAAACAGUAUCAGCACCAAAAUACAACGUCUCGAUAUCUCCUACAGCCGCCUUUCAACAAUUCCUUAAGGAUACGGAAGCUGAAUUGACAGCUCAGACCACCAUCACUUCAGGGGCCGUUGCCAAGAUUGUGGAGUGUCCAUCCAACUUUUCGAUCCGCAGUGUAGACAUUGCAAUCAAUGCUGGACUGGUAAUACGUCCGUCUGCACCCGUAACUAGUAUAUCAAACGUGAUUGAACAAAAUAAUCUUGACCCUUUAUAUCCGAUACUAUCUCCUCCUACAAAUGAUGACUUAUUACAUCCGGAAAAUUCCCAAAGUCGCGUCAUGAACAGUACCGCUAACCCAGCAGUUGACCCCGGCAACGUUUCCACAGCCCACGUAAGUGGUAUUCAACCUUUAGCUGAAUCUGAAUCGGCAAACAGUUCUACACAAGUAUUGCAGGGAGUUAUUCAACAGCUCCGCGCUGAAAUUCAAGCCAUGCGAGCAGCGCAACAAGGCUUGCCACCAACAUGUACAAGUACCACGUCACAUACAAACACCAUCCCGCUAAAUAGCAAUGUUCCUCCUGUAGAUUCAUUCGGGAAUAAUUUAACUUUUUUUUUUUUUUUAUGA